Messenger RNA from Prunus mume (Japanese apricot), 2692 nucleotides. RefSeq names its product zinc finger CCCH domain-containing protein 46-like. Gene Ontology annotation, molecular function: RNA binding; metal ion binding. NCBI's taxonomy places the organism in Eukaryota, Viridiplantae, Streptophyta, Magnoliopsida, Rosales, Rosaceae. The record is from RefSeq and is a predicted model, not a curated record.
AAAUUUGUAAAAUAAAAGAGAAGAGCAGCAAGAGCAGUAGCAGCAUCAAAGCACCUUUGAAUUGAUACUCUCUCUCUCUCUCUCUCUCUCUCUCUCUCUCUCUCUCUCUCUCUUCUUCUUCUUCUUCAUCAAAUCAUCCUCAAAGUUCAAAACCCGCUCCUUGUUAAGCUUACUCCUUGAGCUCAUCGGAAUAAAUAAAGUUUCACCUACUCAUUCAUAUAUUUGCUUCUCUAUUUCUAUAGCCUUACAAUGAUUACACUAAAAUAAUGAUCUGCCCAUUAUUGCUUCUUUCUCUUUUUCUUUGAAUUUUUAUAAAUUAACAGGGGCCAGCUUCACACUCUACUCUCCUCUCUUCUCUCUCUCUCUCUCUCUCUCUCUCUCUCUCUCUAGGACACUCAAGUGUUUCUUUGUUUUUCUCCAUGGAUUCUUAUGAAGCUACUAAGAUAGUUUACUCGAGGAUCCAAAGUUUGGAUCCAGAAAAUGCCUCAAAAAUCAUGGGGUUCCUUUUGAUACAAGACCAUGGUGACAAGGAGAUGAUACGCUUGGCAUUUGGACCAGAGACUCUGCUGCACAAUCUCAUCAUCAAUGCCAAAACCCAACUUGGCCUUCUUCAGUCAAAACCCAACUCUGCUACACCUUCUCCUUCAACCUUCAACCCCAUCUCAAGGCCCAACCCUUUGUCCCUGCCCUCCAUAUCAAAUCCCUCCUCCCCAUCUUCAAACCUUUGGAGCCUCAGCAAUCCCAUGAGCCCCAGCUCCACUUCUUCACCCUCUUAUGCCAAUAUUGUUAGCAAAAACAGUAACCCUGGUUCUGUUUCUGGGUCUUUGUUGUCACCCACCAUAUCAUCAUCAUCUUUAUCUUCAGCCUACCAUUCUUCUACCAGUGAACUUGCUGAAAAAUACCAGCUUCAGAGCCAUCUUUCUUUCCUCAGUGAUCCAAAGACUGAUGAUUUGUUUGAUGGAAGCCAAAGUGCUUAUAGCAGUUCACAGCAAAAGCAAAGUUACUCUGUACCCAGCAUGUGUUUUGGAGCUGAAGAUGUAAAUUCUGGGGUUGGAUGGAAGCCAUGCUUGUAUUACUCAAGAGGGUUCUGUAAAAAUGGAAGCAGCUGCCGUUUUCUCCACAGUGGCUCCAUUAACGCUGAUGGUGCCUCCGUUGAUGUUGGUUCUCCUAGCAAUGUCAAUGUACUUGAGCAGUGUCAAGAGUUACUCAGAUCCAAUGCUGCUACCCAGCAGCAGAAACAAGCCGCAGUCUCACAUUUUAUGGCUGGUGGUGCUUCUUUUCCAUACAACAAGUGCAUGAAUUUUUUUAUGCAGCAACAAAAUGACACUAAAAGGUCAGCGACAUCUGCAUUGAUGAUGGGAGAUGAGCUUCACAAGUUUGGGAGAUACCAAUAUGAGAGAAAUGACAUUUCAACUUUAACUUUGGGAGGAAAUGUUAAUCACAGUUCUAGGCAGAUCUACUUGACAUUCCCAGCUGAUAGUACAUUUAGAGAAGAAGAUGUCUCUAAUUAUUUUAGCAUUUAUGGACCAGUUCAAGAUGUGAGGAUUCCAUACCAGCAAAAGAGGAUGUUUGGAUUUGUUACAUUUGUGUAUUCAGAGACUGUGAAGAUUAUUCUGGCUAAAGGGAACCCUCAUUUUGUCUGUGAUUCGCGGGUGCUUGUGAAGCCUUACAAGGAGAAGGGGAAAAUACCAGACAAGAAGCAACAACACCAGCAGUUGGAGAGGGGAGACCAUCAUAUCUGCACAAGCCUGUCUGGGAUUGAUUCUAGGGAGCCUUCUGACCUCAAUCUUGGAUCAAGAAUGUUUUACAAUACCCAUGAGAUGUUAAGAAGGAAAUUAGAGGAACAAGCUAAUUUGCAGCAAGCCAUUGAACUCCAAGAAAGAAGGCUUAUGAACCUGCAACUUCUAGGCAUCAAGAGUAACAAUCAUCAUCAUAAUCAACAUCAAUACUAUCAUGGUCUUUCAGAAGGGUCUCCAUUUCCCUCACCAACUUUAUCUCAUACACCCAAAAAUCAAUCCCUCAUUGUUUCACCAAAUGGGAAUAAAGAAGAAGUCCUAGAAGAAUUUGAAGGUAGUCUAGCUGAACAACUGCAGCAGGAGAUGGUGAAUCCAGCUUUCAAUCUCAUUGACCAUGGGAGUGAGGAUGACAAUGGCAAUGACUUCGACCUCCUUGAAUGUAUGGAGCACAUUCUGCCUGAUAACCUCUUUGCUUCUCCAAAAAAAUCAGUUGCUGACCAAAUAAAUGCCUUCUCAACUACUACUUCUGCAGAAGUCAGUACUGAAAGCACCAGAGUCACAACCAUUUCUUCUUACAACAAUAAUAAUAAUUUACUGCCCACCACCUCUACCUCCUCCAAUGCAAAUGCCACUUCCCCAAAAUCUGUUCUUUCAAAAUGCCCAGGUUUUCUUUUGGGUAUGGAACCAUUGGAAUGUAAUUAAGCAUGGCCAGCAGCAAUGGGGAGAUUGACUUUGCUAGGAAACAAUUGAGAAGCAUAUACAAGGAAGAAAAAAAAGAUCCUCUAGCUAUAUAGCCAAAAGCAUACCUACAUCAAAAGACACUUCUAGACAAGAUCUCAGCAAGAUCACUACUGUCAUUAAUAUAUUUAUAUAUAUAAAUACUGUUUAGAAUAAUACAUAAUUGUAUACAUAAAAGAACAGAUGGACUGAUUUAUUGGAGUGGGGUCUAUUUACAA